AUGGGAAUUUUACAUGACGAUGUUGUGAUAAUUAAAGAAGCAGAGAAAGAAGGAAACCCAACUAUUAUUACCGUGAAUUGUCCUGACAAGACUGGUCUUGGUUGUGAUUUAUGUCGUAUCAUUCUCUUCUUUGGCCUUAGCAUUGUUAGAGGAGAUGUUUCUACGGAUGGGAUUUGGUGCUACGUAGUGUUUUGGGUGGUUGGCAAAUCAACAACAAGGUGGGGUUUAUUGAAGAAGAGACUAGUAGAGGCAUGUCCUUCAUGUUCUUCAGCUUCCUGGAUUUCUUAUUACCGUGCAGAAUUGCAGCCUCCAGGACCACCUGAUGUUUUCCUCUUGAAGUUAUCUUGUCUUGACAGAAGAGGACUUUUGCACGAUGUGACCGCGGUGCUUUGUGAACUUGAACUCAUUAUAAAAAAAGUGAAGGUAUCCACGACGCCAGAUGGCAGUGUGAUGGACCUAUUCUUCAUUACAGAUACCAGGGAGCUCCUGCAUACAAAUAAGCGAAAGGAGGAUACAUAUUAUCACUUAAAAGCUGUUAUGGGAAAUUCCUUGAUAAGCUGUGAAAUAGAAAUGGUUGGCCCUGAAAUUACUGCAUGUUCAGCGGAAUCUUCAUUUCUGCCAACUACAAUCACAGAAAACAUUCUCCCCUUGAAAAUACCAGAUGAACUCCCCAGUUCACUAACUUCAACCAGUGUUUCUGUCAUAAUGGACAACUCGCUGAGUCCAGGUCACACCCUCGUUCAAAUUUUGUGCCAAGAUCACAAAGGUCUUCUUUAUGACAUAAUGAGAACUCUAAAGGAUUACAACAUACAGAUUUCAUAUGGGCGCUUUUCCAUAAAACAUGGAAGGACCGGUGAGAUUGACUUGUUUAUCGUGCAAACCGAUGGGAAGAAAAUAGUUGAUCUUAGCAAGCAGAAAGCAUUGUCUGCUCGUUUGGAGAUGGAACUGGUGCGCCCUCUGCGAGUAGCCAUUGCCAGCCGUGGUCCUGAUACUGAGCUGCUGGUGGCAAAUCCUGUGGAGUUAUCCGGCAAGGGUCGGCCUCUUGUUUUUCAUGACAUCACUCUUGCUCUGAAGAUGCUUAACACUUGCAUUUUCUCGGCUGAGAUUAGGAGGCACAUGAUCGGAGAUAAGGAAUUUGAAGUGUACAGAGUCUUACUCGAUGAAGGGGAAGGCUUGGCUGUUCCAAGAAGCAAAAUUGAGGAACAAGUUUGGAAGAUGUUAAUGGGUUGGGAGCAAUGA
Molecule: messenger RNA, 1239 nt
Organism: Dovyalis caffra
Lineage: Eukaryota; Viridiplantae; Streptophyta; Magnoliopsida; Malpighiales; Salicaceae
Source: the annotation of a GenBank genome assembly